AUGCGCCAGCUCAUGCUCGAGAACCAAGCUCUCCGAGAGGCCUUCGGAGACACCCAGAAGAGGCUUAUGGAACUCGAGGAUGAGCGGCAAUGCUUCCUGGAUGAGGGAGUUUACGACGUGGUGAACUCGAUUUGUGGCCAGACGGGCCUGUCACCAAGCAAGUCCUGCCUGAUGGGCGAUGCGGAUGCUGCAAAGCCCAAAGGUGCAGCGGGUACAAUCACCUUCCACAUAGGAAGUGCCGACCCCGUGGAGCAUCUGUCCUUUUGCGGCUCGCCGGUGGCCUCGCCGACCGUGGCCUCAAUCCUUGCGCGUCGCUCGGAGCAGGAUGUGAGGUCUGCCGAGCUGAGCGGGGAGAACGAGAAGCUCCGAAGGGAGCUAGAGCGCACCACCAAGAUCCUGGAGGUCCUGGAGCAACAGAAGCACCUGGCAGUUGACAAAAUGGUGGCCCUGGAGCAGGAGCACAGCACGUUGCUGCGGAGGCUCCGGGAGCUGCAGGAUGCAGGCCCCGCUUCUCUCACCGCAGAGUUCGAGGAGUGCCCUGUGCUUCGGAUGAGCGAUCCUGUGCAGCUGGGCGGCAUACUGGAGCCCAGCAAAGGCAUCCCGUUGGAAUGGCAGCGCCUGAGCCGCCCGCGCCAAAGCUUCGCCGUCGCCUUGGCCGUCGGCUUGGGCGUCGCUUGCGCCGACUCAGUGUGCUUCGCGCUGGUGGCGGGGCCGCUGAAGGCGCGGCUGCUGGCUGCCGUGGCGUCAGGUCGCAAGGAGGAGAUCUUCGCGGCGGCGGAGGCCUUGGAGCGCCUGGACUGCACCGAGGCCUCGGUGGGCGGCAGGUGGUCCUUGGUGUACUCAACCCAAACCCAAGGCUCCGACGAGGAGCAGUCUUUCUUGGGCGCCAUCAACGGCGCGCUGUACCGCGGCUUCUUCCGCUUCGCCCCGUUUCUGGCGGGGGGCCAGGAGAACGUGUUGCAAGCCCUUGGGCCGUUCGGAUUUUCGGUGGGCAACGAGCAGCUGGUGGACGUGGUCAACAAGCGGGUGGACAAUCGCGUGGCCUUGCGCUUUGGGCCGGGUAAAGGUGUUAAACUCAAUGUUCAGGUGAUCGGAGAGCUGGAGGGAAAGGACGAGCGGGACUUGGCGAUCACCUUCACGAGUUUCAAGGUGCCGCCCUCUCUGGAGCUGCCUUUGCCUCGGCCCACAGGCCGGCUUCGCACCACCUUCUGCGAUUCCACCAUGCGGCUGUCGCGCGGAGGUGUGGCGGACUUUUGCUGCGCCCAGCGGCGGCCCUCGCCGCCGCCGGAGCAGCAUCUAGCGAAGGUCCUCACCGCGAAGGUGCAGCGCUACUGCACCGCCGUGGAGUCACGGCGCGAGAACCUGGCGGCGGUGGAUGGCUUCUACCGCCCUGCGGCGGAAAGCGAGCUGAUGGUUUGCCAGUGGCGUGUCGAGGCCAUUGAGGCGCAGCAGCGCGCCCUGGCGGCGGGCGCCUCAGGUGGUGCGGCUGACUCUCUGGGCGAGGCGGUUGCAGCGGCGCUGGUGGAGCGACAUUGGGGAAGGGUGGAGCUCUCGCAGCUCCGGGAGGGCGCCGUGGCGGGCCUCGAAGAGCGGGCGACGCACUACGCGCUGCUGGCGGAGGGCCAUACCGCCCACACCGAGGCGGAGCGCGACGCCGCUAUGGGGUGCUACCGGCAGCUGGCACCUGGGAUUGGAGAGUCAGCAGAAGCGGGUCACGACUGGAUCAACAAAAAGGUGGCGGAGGUCUUCACGGAAGCCAGCGCCGAGAUGCAGGGGCUGCUGGAGGCGAGGGGCUGCGCCUUGGGCUUGUUGGGCUCCCUGGAGCGGCGCAGAAGCUUCUGGGCCCGCGAGCUGGAGGAGACAUGGGCCGCCUGGCAUGAUGCGACCGCGCGUAUGCACACCGCAGGCUACGAUGCCUUGUGCGCCUGGAGGGAGAUCGCCGAAGUUUUAGAGUCUGCUUGCCAGCACUUUGAACGCUUGCAAGAUGGGGGGCAGAAGGUCAUCGCCAAGCCGGAGCUGCGCGAGGCGCUGGUCACCUUCGCGGCACGGAGCUUGGAGCUGGAACUCACCAACUCCCUAGGCCUCAGCGGACUUCACGGGGGUGAGUCCCCUGGGGGAAGUGACCGCUUCGCCCUGGAGACGAGGCUGGACAUGCUCACCUCGGUGCUGCAGCUGCUGGAGCACCUGAAAGUGCUGGACCGGGUGGGAGAGGCGCUGCUCCGCCCAGGCGUUGAGGACAUGCCUUUGCCCACCAGCCGGGCUGCCGCGCGGCUUGCCGGCCGCACCAAGGGCCAAGCGCUGGCGCAGGCUGGGCUGCGCCUGAAGUCGGAGGAUUUCUCCUGGAUGGGCAGCAGCGGGGAGAGCGCCCGCGUGCUGCUGCCCUGGUUCAUCGACUGCGUGGUGGAGGCCGUGGCGGCAGCGUCUCAGCGGCAAAAGGCACAGGAGGACGCGUCGCUUCCCUUUACCCUGUGGAAGCGCCUGGACUUCCAGACGGUGGAGUCCCUGCUGGACAGCUGCCGCGCCUUGGGCGGCGAGGAGCUCGCUGCUGCGGUGCAGGGCGCAGCUGCGCCGCAGGUGAGCGAGCCGCGGAGCCUGCGGCAGCUCACGCGGGAGCUGUCCACCAGCUGCGUCUCGGAAUCGGACUCAUGA
Molecule: messenger RNA, 2649 nt
Organism: Effrenium voratum
Lineage: Eukaryota; Dinophyceae; Suessiales; Symbiodiniaceae
Source: the annotation of a GenBank genome assembly